Messenger RNA from Notodromas monacha, 2073 nucleotides. The record is from the annotation of a GenBank genome assembly. Lineage: Eukaryota; Metazoa; Arthropoda; Ostracoda; Podocopida; Cyprididae.
AUGUCACCGCAUCCGCCACACGACGACCACGAAAUCCCACUGAGCCCAUCCGCGCCCGAACUCCGCGAAUUCGAUGAAGACUACGGCGAAGACUCUGACGACGAUUCCGAUGAUUAUUUCCACGACGCAGCCGACACUCAUUACAACGAAGACGAUGAAGAGGAAUCAACUUCGUCCCCGUCCUUGUCGACGACCGCCUCCGAGGCGUCCAUGAGUGACUUGUUGAUGGAUGCUUACGGAGACGACACUUGCGCUAGGCUGAGUCCCGAAUUGGCUGCACUCGCAGCGCAGGAGCUGGGUGAGGAUCCCAACAAGCGGGCCGCCAUGAUCAAAGAGCUCAGGCACUGGGCAAAGCACCACGCGGCCUUUAGCCAUUGUCGCCUAGAUGCCACCUUCAUGUUGCGGUUUCUGAGGAUGAAGAAGUUCAACAUGGAAGGAGCCAAGGAAGCCAUGACAAAGUACUUCAAGUUCCGUCAUGGACACCCGUACUGGGCCGCAGAUUUGGACAUUGAGAACCCGACGUUGCACGAACUCACAUCCAAAGGAUUCGUGUUUGUUCUGCCUGAGAGAGAUGAUCAGGGACGGCGAGUGAUCUUCAACAUUGCCCAAAAACUGGAUCCCUCCAGACACACAUCCGUGGACAUGGCAAAGAUGUUCAUCAUGUGCAUCGAGACAUUGCUGGAAGAUGAGGAGAACCAGAUCCGUGGAAUUGUGUACAUCACAGACUGCAGAGACUUGGCCCUGCAAAACAUCAUGAUCUGGACCCCAGCUGACAUCCAAAAAAUCCUCACCAGAGGCGAGAAGGCGUAUCCGAUGCGACACAAGAUGAUCCACUUCAUGAAUCUGCCUUUGUGUGCAUGGUUUGCUUAUGAGUUGCUUCGCAGCUGCUUGACCCACAAACUCAGGAGUCGCAUCAUGACCCUAGUUUGGCAACGGAUUAGGAAUGAAUUGCAAGCAAGCUGGAUUGAAGAGCUGAAGACCCACAGAAAGAAGGUGCUUUCCCUGGAUGACAUGGAGUACCACAGCAAAGACGCGUUGGACGCGCACCAUGAACAGAAGUCAGGCUGGGGCAUCCGCAAGUACCUCAACAAAGCCUGGAUGUCCGCCUGGCACAAGGCUGAAAAAGCAGUGGCAGUUCAAUCCUAAGAAGAGGAAAAAGCAAAAAACAAAAAAAAACAACCUCACACAUUGUCAAAUCAGUGAAGAAAUUUUUUUUUGCGCAGAGCCUCCGUAUUUUGUUUUUUAAUUCUCCUGCUUAUACUUAUAUACGUCAUCGCAGAAAUGAUUUUUUUUGAAGGUACUCUCGUUUUCUUGUGUGCAAAAUUUUCGAUGUCAUGGGCAAAUUUGUUUGUUUUUUUUUCGGAUAGGGUUUCGGGGAAUACUUGGGAGUGGCUGUCUGGGUUAUGAGUGCUUCUUAUUCAUCACGUUUGAAACAGUUUUUCUUCUCUUUUUUUUCUUUUGAAAGCAAUUAAGCAACAUUUAAAUUUGAAUCCUUUCCUUGACAGCAAUGGACUUGUAGACAGAGACUGUUGAUUUAUUCCUAUUUAUCUGUAUCCUCAUAUAUACGUCUUUUGUGAAUGAGCCCAUUUCGUCUUAAACUCGGGAGAGUGAAGCAGUGUGUCCUAAGCAGCCAUGUUCACGAGAAUUAGCAAAAAAGAAAUUGACUUCUUUCUAAAAAUUUAAUUUUCUUCAAAACAUGUUUGCUGCCCGCGUGUGAUGCGAUAGGAGGAGGCUGAUCAUAUAUAUAUGAAUCGGUUGUGAUUGAGUCGCAUUUUUUUUUUGUGGGAAAUUUGCGAGGGGUAUUUUUUCGGAUAAUUUCUAAAGAAAAAAAAAUUAAUGGAACAGCUCUUUUUUUUUAUUGAAAAAUAUUUCCGCGUUUUUCGAGAGAUGAUGAGAAAGAAAAAAAGGAGGCUUGCGUUGUUUUUUUUUUGCCUUUUUCGGACUGGUUGGGCCGCGUGCACGUGGGUGGGUUGGUCAUGGUGCGUUCAUAUUAUGUAAUUUUAGUCCACGAUCUUUUCAUUGCCUUUUUUUGUUUGCGGUCGGGAAUGAAGUGGAAACGUUGUUAUGACGAGA